Molecule: messenger RNA, 1421 nt
Organism: Drosophila elegans
Lineage: Eukaryota; Metazoa; Arthropoda; Insecta; Diptera; Drosophilidae
Product: N-acetylglucosamine-6-phosphate deacetylase
Exons: 4
Coding region: 101-1336 (411 amino acids)
Biological process (GO): N-acetylglucosamine catabolic process
Molecular function (GO): N-acetylglucosamine-6-phosphate deacetylase activity
Source: RefSeq, a predicted model, not a curated record
AUUUAGUUUACAUUUUACUUGUUCAUUUGCGGGCUAUCGCUCAUUCCGCCCAGAUCGCCAGCCCCGCCCCCUGCCUACCGCCUACCGCCUCCCACCCGCAAUGGACGCCCGGAUGACGUGCAGCUGCCAGGAGAGCAGCCAGGAGAAGAGUCACCGCCUGCUGCAGUUCACCAACUGCCGGCUGGUUCGUGGCCACCGGCUCAUCCACGACGACUUGUGGGUGCGCGACGGGCGGAUUGUGAAUCCGGAGCCCGUCUUCUUUGACGAGCAGGCCAAGGCCCACUGCCGGAUGGACUGCGGAGGCGCAAUCAUCGCCCCCGGCUACAUCGACCUCCAGAUCAACGGUGGCUAUGGCGUGGACUUCUCCUACGACACCGACACCAUCGAGGAGGGUGUGACCACGGUGGCUCGCGGUCUGGUCAAAAACGGGGUCACCUCCUUCUGUCCCACGCUGGUGACCUCGCCCAGCGACAGCUACCAUACAAUACUGCCACGCAUUCCCGCACAGGUUCCAAAAGGUGCUGGAAUCCUGGGCAUCCAUGCGGAGGGUCCCUUCAUCAAUCCCCAGAAGAAGGGUGCCCAUCCGGAGAACUGCAUACAGACAAUUGAUAAGGGCCUUAGCACGCUGGAGGGCACGUACGGCUCGCUGGAUCGCAUCAAGAUCAUCACGCUGGCGCCGGAGAAGGUCACUGACCCGGAGGUGAUUGGCCAGCUGGUGGACCGGGGGAUCACCGUGGCACUGGGCCACUCGAUGGCCUCGCUGAGCGAUGGUGAGCGGGCCGUGCAGCAGGGUGCCACGCUGAUCACGCACCUGUUCAACGCCAUGCUGCCGUUCCACCAUCGCGAUCCCGGCCUGGUGGGCCUGCUCGCCUCGGAUGCAGUGCCGCACGGCCGGACCGUGUACUUCGGUCUCAUCUCGGACGGUGUGCACACGCAUCCGGCUGCAUUGAGGAUCGCCUACCGGACGCAUCCACGGGGCCUCAUCCUGGUCACGGACGCCAUCUCGGCCUUGGGCCUCGAAGAGGGUGUGCACCACAUCGGGCAGCUGCCGCUGCAGGUCAAGCAGGGCAAGGCAUUUAUCGCCGGCACGGAGACCCUGUGCGGCAGCAUCGCACCCAUGGACGAGUGUGUCCGGAUCUUCCAGAAGGCCACGGAAUGCUCCAUAGUUUAUGCCAUUGAAGCGGCCACUUUGCAUCCCGCCCAGUGCCUGAAGAUCGAAAGGCAAAAGGGGACACUGGACUUCGGUUCCGAUGCGGACUUCAUUCUCCUGGACGACCAACUCCGAGUGCUAUCCACCUGGAUAGCGGGGACAUGUGUACAUCGGACUGCCAAUUAGUGCAUCAAAUGUACAUUUUAUAAUUUACCUGAUGUCGGAUAUAUUUUAUACCCAAGAUUCUCCAAAUAAAUUGUUAAAUUUUGUA